Gongylonema pulchrum is the source of this 237-nucleotide messenger RNA. Lineage: Eukaryota; Metazoa; Nematoda; Chromadorea; Rhabditida; Gongylonematidae. The record is from the annotation of a GenBank genome assembly.
AUGGUGCACAAUAAGCCAGUUGUGCUACGUUCACUGCUAAUCUCACCGGUGCCGUUAUUUAAUCGUGCGCGAACAGGUUGUCGACCAUUUGUCGAAAUACAUGCCGGUGGUACAAAAUUGUGGUCCACUUAUGAAAACUACGACGAUUUAAAAGUGUUCGAGAUUCCAGAUGCACAGUUCGCUGAAAUUGCUCUCGGCAACGUCCCUGCCGGUGACGAUGUGCAGGUAAGGUACUGA